AGAUGACGUCGUCCAAACCCUACGUAGUGCACUCAUCUUACAUUAAACACGCCGUUUGGGAUAGAGCCUGUGUGUGUGUGUGUGAGCGAGUGUGUGUGAGCGAGUGUGUGUGUGUGUGUGUGAGCGAGUGUGUGUGUGUGCGUGAGUGUGUGCGCGCGCUGCGCGCGCUGGCUGGAGCUUUAAAGAGGAGUUGAGCGCUGAGGAGGAGGAACACCGCCAGACCCAGCUCCCUGACACACAGUAUCUAUUAAAAGCACUGAACCCGAGCAGCAGUGAGUGAUUAAUGGAGGUCAGUCUGCUGGAGCUGCUCAGUGUGGAGGUGAACUGCAGCCUCGCGGACGCGUUUGGAGACGCUGCGUACGGAAACGCGUCAGAGGCUCUGUACUGCAACGCCACAGCGGAUGAGAUCGGCACGUGCUGGCCGAGGAGCGGCGCGGGCAGAGUGGUGGCGCGGCCGUGUCCCGACUUCAUCAACGGGGUCAAGUACAACAGCACCAGGAGCGCGUAUAGAGAAUGCCUGGAGAACGGCACAUGGGCUUUCAAGAUCAACUACUCCAGCUGCGAGCCCAUUUUAGAGGAAAAGAGGAAGUACCCAGUCCACUACAAGAUCGCUCUCAUCAUCAACUAUUUGGGACACUGCAUAUCUGUAGGUGCUCUCGUCAUCGCCUUUGUUCUCUUCCUGUGCUUGAGGAGCAUCCGGUGUUUGAGGAAUGUAAUUCACUGGAAUUUAAUAACCACCUUCAUCCUGAGGAACAUCAUGUGGCUUCUGCUGCAACUCAUCGACCACAACAUCCACGAAAGGAACGAGCCGUGGUGUCGCCUCAUAACCACCGUCUAUAACUAUUUUGUGGUGACAAAUUUUUUCUGGAUGUUCGUGGAGGGCUGUUAUCUUCACACAGCCAUCGUUAUGACCUACUCCACCGACAAGCUCCGGAAGUGGGUUUUCCUCUUCAUCGGGUGGUGUAUUCCGUGUCCGAUCAUCAUCGCGUGGGCCGUCGGGAAGCUGUACAACGAAAACGAACAGUGCUGGUUUGGAAAAGAACCCGGAAAAUACGUGGACUACAUUUAUCAGGGUCCUGUGAUUGUUGUUCUGCUGAUAAACUUCGUGUUCCUGUUCAACAUCGUACGUAUUCUCAUGACGAAGCUGCGAGCCUCCACCACGUCAGAGACCAUACAGUACAGGAAAGCGGUGAAGGCGACGUUAGUGCUGCUUCCUCUGCUCGGCAUCACGUACAUGCUGUUCUUCGUGAAUCCGGGGGAUGAUGACAUCUCACAGAUCGUCUUUAUUUAUUUCAAUUCCUUCCUGCAGUCCUUUCAGGGUUUCUUCGUCUCAGUGUUUUACUGCUUCCUCAACGGUGAGGUACGGUCAGCAGUAAGGAAACGUUGGCACAGAUGGCAGGAUAACCACGCUCUCCGUGUUCGAGUUGCCAGGGCGAUGUCCAUCCCAACAUCACCUACACGCAUCAGCUUCCACAGCAUUAAACACACCACCGCUGUGUGACACACACACACACACACACACACACACACACACACCUCUUUGCCAUAAGUGUGCAAUACCACAGCGUAAUGUUAGCAUACAGCUCUAACAGGUAGCAAAUACACACACAUACACACACACCUGGAACAAAUAACAACUAGAAUGUACAAACAGGCACACAUACACACAAAUACACACUGUUACACAAAUACUUACACAUCUGGAACAGGUAACACACACCAUUACACAUUUGAAAUAGGUAACACACAUAUGCAGUUACACACCUGGAACAAGUAACACACACACAGACACACACAUGCAAUUACACACCUGGACCAAGUAACACACACACACACACACACACACAUACCAUUACACACCUGGAACACGUAACACACACACACACACAUACCAUUACACACCUGGAACACGUAACACACACACACACACACAUACCAUUACACACCUGGAACACGUAACACACACACAAAUACUUACACAUCUGGAACAGGUAACACACACCAUUACACAUUUGAAAUAGGUAACACACAUAUGCAGUUACACACCUGGAACAAGUAACACACACACAGACACACACAUGCAAUUACACACCUGAACCAAGUAACACACACACACACACACACACAUACCAUUACACACCUGGAACACGUAACACACACACAUACCAUUACACACCUGGAACACGUAACACACACACACACACAUACCAUUACACACCUGGAACACGUAACACACACACACACACAUACCAUUACACACCUGGAACACGUAACACACACACACACACACAUACCAUUACACACCUGGAACAGGAAACACACACCAUUACACACCUGGAACAGGAAACACACACCAUUACACACCUGGAACAGGAAACACACACCAUUACACAUCUGGAACAUGGAAAAAUCCAGGGAAUUACACACCUGGAACAGGUAAAUUGAUCACAUGGCGGUUGUGUGACUGUAUUUUUGUGGACAUUUCUGAUGAAGGACUCAGUCGUAUUUUAUCUCAUGUCAUUUUGUGCAAUUGUUAAAAUGUAUAUAAAACACACAAAACAUAAAAUUGUAAAUAUACUUUUUUUCUGAACUC
Messenger RNA from Ictalurus furcatus (blue catfish), 2593 nucleotides. It is a transcript of the gene crhr2, whose product is annotated as corticotropin-releasing factor receptor 2. Gene Ontology annotation, biological process: long-term synaptic potentiation; cell surface receptor signaling pathway; adenylate cyclase-modulating G protein-coupled receptor signaling pathway. Gene Ontology annotation, molecular function: corticotrophin-releasing factor receptor activity; peptide hormone binding; G protein-coupled peptide receptor activity. Gene Ontology annotation, cellular component: axon terminus; dendrite; plasma membrane. The transcript has 12 exons. NCBI's taxonomy places the organism in Eukaryota, Metazoa, Chordata, Actinopteri, Siluriformes, Ictaluridae. Bases 284 to 1501 code for a protein of 405 amino acids. The record is from RefSeq and is a predicted model, not a curated record.